ACUCGGAGAGCUAUGAAGCUAUGUUACGCACUUGGUUCAGAAUGAACGUUUCUACGCCCUGUUGUCUCUUCGAUUCCCCUCUCUGUGGUUCAUCGUCUUCUUGUUCGCCAAUUUCUUCUUCUUCUUCUUCUUCUUCUUCUUCUUGUCCGUCGAAGCAUUUUAAACGUCUCCCUAUGGCAACAUCUGUCCGAGUUGCAGUCGUUGGCGACGUUCAUGAUGAUUGGCACCUCCAAGAAGAUGAAAAGGCACUUCAAUUUUUGAAGCCCGAUUUGGUACUUUUCACAGGUGAUUUUGGUAAUGAAAAUGUGGAACUUGUAAGAAGCGUUGUAGAACUUAAAAUUGCAAAGGCAGUUAUUCUGGGAAACCAUGAUGCGUGGAAUACACAACAGUUUUCAGAAAAGAGGAAAGAUCAUGUUCAACUUCAGUUAGAAUGUCUCAGCGGGGAGCAUGUAGGUUAUCGCCGUCUCGACUUUCCCACAUUAAAACUGAGUGUUGUGGGUGGGCGCCCAUUCUCUUGUGGAGGUGAUAGAUUGUUCCGGAAAAAGCUUUUGUCUGCAAGAUACGGAGUCAAUGACAUGGACACAAGUGCAAAGAAGAUUUAUAGAGCUGCCUCUGGAACACCAGAGGGCCAUGCCAUUAUAUUUCUUGCACACAAUGGACCUACAGGUCUAGGAUCCAAGAUAAAUGACAUUUGUGGAAGAGACUGGGUAUUUGAAGGUGGCGACCACGGGGAUCCUGAUCUGGCACAAGCGUUAUCUGAGUUGAAAGAAACUACCCAAUUCUCUAUUCCGUUGGUUGUGUUCGGCCAUAUGCAUAAAGAGUUGGCAUAUCAAAAUGGUCUUAGAAAGAUGAUUGUGGUUGGGGCUGACAACCCUAUUUACCUUAAUGGAGCUAUUGUACCAAGGGUGAAAAGAUUGAUUGGUGAACAAGGACAUAGUAGCAACUCCAUGACAGAUGAUGAGAUGUCUCUUCCUGAACCUGAUUCUGAAGGAACAGUGCGGGCUUUCACUUUAGUUGAUAUUUUGGAUGGGAAGUUGGAGAAGAUAGCUGAGACUUGGGUUUCGGUGAUUGGAGAUAAGACGGCUGUAGAAGAGGAGCAUGUACUUUUUAAUCGUGGUGCUUAGGCUCCUGAAUCCAAUUUCCAGUCUCAACAUACCGUAUACUUGGUUUCGUAGUUGUCAAGUCUCUUGUAAAUUACUGUAAUUAUGAUAUUGAAGAAAUAUUCACACUGAUAUGUCAAACUGAUCUGUAAAAUAAUGUUUCAAUCCCUUUAUGGGUAUGUUUUAUCUGGUAAAAUAAACGUAUUGUGGCAAA
Molecule: messenger RNA, 1314 nt
Organism: Macadamia integrifolia
Lineage: Eukaryota; Viridiplantae; Streptophyta; Magnoliopsida; Proteales; Proteaceae
Exons: 9
Coding region: 21-1124 (367 amino acids)
Molecular function (GO): hydrolase activity
Source: RefSeq, a predicted model, not a curated record